Messenger RNA from Rhopalosiphum maidis (corn leaf aphid), 1833 nucleotides. RefSeq names its product protein 5NUC-like. Lineage: Eukaryota; Metazoa; Arthropoda; Insecta; Hemiptera; Aphididae. Gene Ontology annotation, biological process: AMP catabolic process. The coding region runs from base 1 to 1833 and encodes 610 amino acids. The transcript is spliced from 9 exons. Gene Ontology annotation, molecular function: nucleotide binding; 5'-nucleotidase activity; metal ion binding. The record is from RefSeq and is a predicted model, not a curated record. Gene Ontology annotation, cellular component: plasma membrane.
AUGGCCGUCAGCCUGCAGUGGCCGCUGGUGUUCCGGGCGGUGGCAAUGCUCCUGUGGCUGCAGUCCACGGCGGUGGGCGCUCACAAUCAUUACCGACUGCUGGUGUUGCACACCAACGACAUGCACUCGCGGUUCGAUCAGAUCGACGCGGCGGGCGGCGCGGAUUGCGCAUCGGUCGGCCGGCCGUGUUACGGCGGUUUCGCGCGGCUCAAGACGGUCGUCGACCGGGAGCGCCGGACCGCCGACGCCGACGGCACGCUGUUCCUCAACGCCGGCGACACGUUCCAGGGCACGGCGUACUACACGUUACUCAAGUGGCGGUCCGUCGAGCGUAUGGUCGGAGCGCUCGGCAUCGACGUCAUGUGUUUGGGAAAUCACGAAUUCGACGAUGGCGUGGAAGAUGUUGAAUCGUUUAUACAAAACAUAACUAUUCCAGUAGUAGUUAGUAAUCUCGAUCUAACCAACGAACCGUCAUUGGCCAGCCAGCCAAACUUGAUGAAAUCUAAAGUUUUGACGGUAAAUGGUCGUAAAAUCGGAAUUAUCGGAUACUUGACACCAGAGACAGCGGUUAUAACACGAGUGGGCAACGUGAAAAUAUUACCUGAGAUUCCGUCGAUUGUGGCUGAGGCAAAACGUCUGAAAAAUGAUGGCGUGGACAUUCUUAUAGCGCUUGGACAUUCCGGAUUAGAAAUGGAUACACAGAUAGCCAGAGACGUCGAGGACAUCGAUUUGGUGAUUGGUGGACAUUCACAUUCGUUUUUGUACACAGGAAAUCCACCGGACAUCGACAAGCCUGUUGGUCCUUAUCCUAUUUGGGUGAAACAACCAAGCACUAAUAGGAAGGUGCCCGUCGUCCAUGCAUAUUACGUCACAAAAUAUUUGGGAAAAUUGUGGAUGGAGUUCGACGAAGCCGGUGAAGUUGUCAAAAGUUACGGGAACCCGAUUUUAUUAGAUUCCACUAUCGAACAAGACCCCGAACUAUUGAACGAAGUAAAAACCAUGAGCAAAGUGAUUGAGGAGAAGACUAAACAAGUGAUUGGUUCGACAAGUGUAUUCUUAGAAGGUAUCAAUGAAUACUGUAGAUUUAGAGAAUGUAAUCUGGGAAAUUUCAUAACGGAUUCUUUCGUAGAUUACAAUAUUCGAAAUAAUAUCAAAUCGUUUGACUUGGACAAAUACUGGACCGACGCGCCGAUAGCGUUAUUACAAGCUGGCGGUAUACGGACAAACAUGAAUAAUAUCAAUAAAAGAGGUAACGUCACUUUUGGCGAUUUGCUGUCGUCGAUGCCAUUUCAAGACGACGUAGGUAAAAUUACGACUAAGGGUUUGGACAUUUGGACAGCUUUUGAGUACUCCGUUCGACGGUACAGUACAACGGUGGCAAACGGUGAAUUUCUUCAGGUUUCGGGAUUAAAGGUCGUAAUAGACUUUAGUCAGCCCAGUGGUAAGCGUGUGCAGUCCAUUUACGCUAGGUGUGGAAAUUGCCCUGUGCCCAUAUAUGAAAAAUUGAAUUUAAACGACAAUUACACAAUAAUCAUUAGUAGUUAUCUGUCAGAAGGUGGGGAUGGCUUCUCGUUCCAAAAAGUUGUCGAGUACGAGAGUUUUAGAAAAACGGAUUUGAACAUCGUAGAAGAAGAGUUUCAAGCUAAGUCUCCGAUAUGGCCGGAAGUAGGUCAACGGAUAGUGCUGCUCAGAGUGGAUGAGUUGAACAAGGUGCCGACAACCAGCAUAGACAGCCAACUCGCUUUUAUAUCCUUGUCAGACUUGACAAUACUACUGUUGGCGAUCGCCAUCGCGUUAUGUGUAUUCGAUCAUUGGAUUGCUUAUGAGAGAUAA